Trematomus bernacchii (emerald rockcod) is the source of this 1729-nucleotide messenger RNA. RefSeq names its product 5-hydroxytryptamine receptor 1B-like. Gene Ontology annotation, molecular function: G protein-coupled serotonin receptor activity. Gene Ontology annotation, cellular component: plasma membrane. Gene Ontology annotation, biological process: adenylate cyclase-activating adrenergic receptor signaling pathway; vasoconstriction; regulation of behavior. The transcript is spliced from 3 exons. The record is from RefSeq and is a predicted model, not a curated record. Bases 131 to 1243 code for a protein of 370 amino acids. NCBI's taxonomy places the organism in Eukaryota, Metazoa, Chordata, Actinopteri, Perciformes, Nototheniidae.
GAGGCAGAAAUGAGUCUGGAUCGAGAUGAAGAUGGAGCUGCUGUUUUCCCCGGGUGAGACGAGAGGAGAGGGGGACGCUGCGAGGCCCGAUGCCCGGGGCUUUUGACGCGGUCCAGACGACGGCGUUCGGAUGGAGACGGAGAUGGAAAACGCCAGCGAUCUGUGGAACAUUUCCUCCACAAACUUCACCCUCCAGAGGAACGACUCAAACCUGGCUCUCCAGUCGGGCCUCGCUGUGACUCUGACUCUCAUAACUCUCGCCACGACGCUCUCCAACGCCUUCGUUAUCGCCACCAUCUAUCAGUCCAGAAAGCUCCACACGCCGGCGAAUGUUCUCAUCGCCUCGCUGGCCGUCACUGACCUCCUGGUGUCCAUUUUGGUGAUGCCGAUCAGCGCUCUUUACACGGUGAGCGCCUCGUGGACUCUGGGUCAGGCGGUGUGUGACAUCUGGCUGUCCUCGGACAUCACCUGCUGCACCGCCUCCAUCCUGCACCUGUGCGUCAUCGCGCUGGAUCGAUAUUGGGCGAUUACAGACGCUGUGGAUUACUCGAAGAAGCGAACGAUGGGGCGAGCGGCCGGGAUGAUCGCCACCGCCUGGGUCAUCGCCAUCUCCAUCUCCCUGCCUCCUUUCUUCUGGCGCCAGGUGAAGGUGGAGGAGGAGGUGACGAGCUGUAACGUCAACACGGACCACAUCUUCUACACCAUCUACUCCACCUUCGGGGCGUUUUACAUCCCGACGCUGCUGCUCAUCGCUCUCUACGGGCGGAUCUACGUGGAAGCCAGGAAGCGAAUCCUCAAGCAGUCGAGCAACAACAAAAAGCCCGGAAAGAGACUCACGUCGGCUCACCUCAUCACCGAUUCUCCUGGAUCUGUGGCCUCCAGCACGUCUCUAAACUACGGGACAAACGACGCCUCUUCCUGCGACACUUCUGUGAAUCAAGUGAAGGUCACGGUGUCCGACGCGCUGCUGGAAAAGAAGAGAAUCUCCGCCGCCAGAGAGAGGAAAGCCACCAAGACUUUGGGGAUCAUUUUGGGCGCGUACAUCGUGUGCUGGCUGCCGUUCUUCAUCUACACCCUGGUAGUUUCCGCCUGUGAUUCCUGUUUCCACCCGGGGCUUUUCGACAUCUUCACCUGGCUGGGAUACCUCAACUCUCUGAUCAACCCCAUCAUUUACACCAUGUCCAACGAGGACUUUAAACGCGCUUUCCACAAACUGAUCCGGUUCAGAUGCUGCCGGGCGUGAAACCAGCCACCCUCUGUUGUUCAGGAUAAAACAACUGAAAUGAGAUAAUCCAAUUUGGGAAAUGUAUGCGUUGCAGCAGUUUACAAAGACAAGGCAUUGUAUAACAUAGCAUUAAAAAAGUAAUGUGGAAAUACAAACUUGGGAGUUUAAGUCCAAGAGAAGCUGAAAUGAAAUGUAUGAUGUCAACAAAUUGAAGUCAACGUUUCAGUUUUUUCAGUGUGGGAACUGCGGUGCAUUCAUGGCGGCCAUCUUUGGAGCAAAGCUUCUAGCUACAGCAGAGAUCAAUAUAUAUCAGCGUUUUGCAUCCAAAAAUCAUAAAGUGUGCGUGGAAUAUAAAUACCGUUUUUGCUCGUGCACAGAUACACCUCAAAGGGGGUCAAAGUCUAACAUAAAGCCAAAAUCUGUGUCUGACACACAUUAUCUAAAGAUUAUAUGUUGCUUUUGUAAUUGUGGGACAAAUUAUAACAUGAUAUGUGAAUUAUAUUA